AUGCUAGUAGCACAGAGUUCAGAGUAUUAUAAGCAGGCCCUAGAGGAGUAUGAGGAAUUGAAGAAGGAACGUGAUCAAGAAGCAUGGGAUAAACGCAUAGAUAACACUGGUUGUUAUGUAGAGAAUAUGGCACUACGUCUAUGUCAUGCCGAUACAGGUGAUUGGAGGAAAUGCUUGCUAGAGAUGGAAUUAUUCAAGAACUGCUGGAAGGAAAAAGGUAAUGUCGGCAGGGUCCACACAGUGGAUCGAGAAGUGUAA
This is a messenger RNA of Eremothecium sinecaudum, 258 nucleotides long. RefSeq names its product Coa4p (gene COA4). Lineage: Eukaryota; Fungi; Ascomycota; Saccharomycetes; Saccharomycetales; Saccharomycetaceae. Gene Ontology annotation, cellular component: mitochondrial intermembrane space. Gene Ontology annotation, biological process: mitochondrial respiratory chain complex IV assembly. The transcript has a single exon. The coding region runs from base 1 to 258 and encodes 85 amino acids. The record is from RefSeq and is a predicted model, not a curated record.